Molecule: messenger RNA, 757 nt
Organism: Scaptodrosophila lebanonensis
Lineage: Eukaryota; Metazoa; Arthropoda; Insecta; Diptera; Drosophilidae
Gene: Fdx1
Product: adrenodoxin-like protein 1, mitochondrial
Exons: 3
Coding region: 185-697 (170 amino acids)
Biological process (GO): P450-containing electron transport chain; positive regulation of oxidoreductase activity
Cellular component (GO): mitochondrion
Molecular function (GO): 2 iron, 2 sulfur cluster binding
Source: RefSeq, a predicted model, not a curated record
GUUGCUGUUACUGUUGUUACUGUUUAUAAAGCUUUCCAACGUUCUGCGCGGUAUUUUGAAAAUUGUGUUUAAAAGCAGUAUUGCCUCUCUGUAGUUAGCAUGCCUAGGACUUGAUUAGUGUUGGCAACGCCAUAGAUCAGCUGUUUGAUUGGCAGCACUGGCACCUCUGCUGUAACGUGAAAAAAUGAUUUGUUUACUUUUGCGGCAAUCGCGCAUUUCUUGCAAAUUAAUAAGUAAACAAGUCAUAAAGCCCGCCGCUUACACAUCUCACCAUGCUCUGCACACAACAAAUCUGCUUCAGCAUGGCGAGUACGAAUGGCAAGAACCCAAAUCUCCUGAUGAAAUUGUAAAUAUCACCUAUGUGGACAAGGAUGGAAAGCGCGUCAAGGUACAGGGAAAAGUGGGCGAUAAUGUCCUGUAUUUGGCACACCGACAUGGCAUUGAAAUGGAGGGAGCCUGCGAAGCCUCGUUGGCCUGCACCACUUGUCAUGUUUAUGUGCAGCACGACUAUCUCGAAAAGCUAAACGAGGCUGAGGAAAAGGAGGAUGACCUGCUGGACAUGGCACCAUUUCUACGUGAGAACUCCCGCCUGGGCUGCCAGAUUGUGCUGGAGAAGAGUAUGGAAGGAAUGGAAUUGGAGCUGCCGAAGGCAACUCGUAACUUUUAUGUCGAUGGGCAUAAACCAAAGCCACAUUAGCAUCAAAUUGUUAAUUUUGUUGUAAUAUAUACAUUAACGAAAUAAAAGAUUUAAUUUUUA